CCGACACCGUGGAUACUCGCAGCGGCCCGCACGGUCCGGGAGGCAGCCUCAGCCUGCUCGGCGAACAACCUCAGCGCGUCGCCAACAACAUUCGCGGCUUUUUUGCCACGCGCAUCGGCAGUGCGCUACCCGAUACAGGUUAAAACCGAUGGCACUGCGCUCCCCCCGCACCUAAGCAAAAACAAAAAAAGCGUACACGCAAAGAAUUCCGAAUAGAAUCAAAUCGGAAGUCGAAAGCUAGAAACAAAGUGGAUUUGUGCUUGUGACAAGCUCGAGCUUGAAGACGAGGUCAAAAUGGGGACGCGGAUACCAAUCAUCAACAUGGAGUGGGCUGAGUUCAAGGAGGUCUUCUGGGCGAAGGUGCAGGAACCGAGUGCACAACGUAAACUCAUCCUGGUCAUCGUUUCCAUUGCUUUGCUGUUGGAUAACAUGUUGUACAUGGUGAUCGUACCAAUCAUUCCGGAUUAUUUGAGGUAUAUUGGAGCGUAUACGGAUGACCCGUUACCGCUGCCGGGAAACGUGACGCUUCCGCCCGGCGCGCCGCGGAAGCACGACCACCACGGCCAAGAUUCCGCCACCGGGAUCCUCUUCGCAUCGAAGGCCAUCGUCCAACUGAUGGUGAACCCUUUUUCGGGGGCGCUCAUCGAUCGCAUCGGUUACGACAUCCCGAUGAUGAUCGGCCUCAUCAUCAUGUUCCUCUCGACGGCAGUGUUCGCGUGCGGCCGCAGCUACGGCCUCCUGUUCUUCGCGCGCAGUCUGCAGGGCGUCGGCUCGGCGUUCGCCGACACAGCCGGCCUGGCGAUGAUCGCCGACCGCUUCACCGAAGAGAACGAGCGCAGCAAAGCGCUGGGCAUCGCGUUGGCAUUCAUCAGUUUCGGUUGUCUAGUCGCGCCGCCAUUCGGAGGAGCCCUUUAUCAAUUCGCCGGCAAGGAGAUGCCUUUCCUUAUUCUCGCCUUCGUCUCCCUGCUGGACGGUUUCAUGCUGCUCCUGGUGAUGAAGCCUAUAUCUCAACAGAUCAAAGAAUCACAAAUGGUCAAGCCUCCUUCGGUGCCCAUCUGGAGGCUGUUGAUGGAUCCCUACAUCGCGUGCUGCGCUGGGGCGCUGACCAUGUCCAACGUGGCCCUGGCAUUUUUGGAACCAACGAUUUCGCUAUGGAUGGAAGACAAUAUGACCACGGACAAUUGGAAGAUUGGUAUGAUUUGGCUGCCGGCGUUUUUCCCGCACGUUUUUGGCGUCAUUUUAACCGUAAAAAUGGCGAAAAAGUAUCCGCAGCAUCAAUGGUUGAUGGCAGCUGGCGGGUUGGCGUUGGAAGGCAUGUGCUGCUUCCUUAUCCCAUUUUCCAGCUCGUACAAAGUGCUCAUGAUACCCAUUUGCGGGAUAUGCUUUGGUAUAGCCCUCAUCGACACAGCACUACUACCCACUUUGGGAUACCUCGUCGACGUGCGUUACGUAAGCAUCUACGGCAGCAUCUACGCCAUCGCAGACAUCUCCUAUUCAGUAGCAUACGCCGUGGGACCCAUCAUCGCCGGCGGCGUGGUCGAAGCCAUCGGUUUCACAGCGCUAAACAUCGGUAUCGCUUUCUCCAAUCUAAUGUACGCUCCAGUGUUGUACUACCUUCGCAACAUCUACGACUUCAAACCAUUCGAAAACGAAGCGAAUAUCCUCAUGGCAGACCCGCCCAACAAGGAAUACCAAACUUAUACAAUGCAGGAUCAAAAACCAGUCGGCGAAGAUAUACAAAAUCAUUUGGAGUACCGCCAACAGGAAACAUCGCUAGACGCCAACGAAGUGAACGGAUACAACUACAGCUACCAACAAGGCGGCGGGUAUCAACAGCAAGAUCAAUACCAACAAGACUAUCAACAACAAGGAGGCGGUGGUUAUCAACAGCAAGGCGGUGGACGAGCACUGCCCCAGCAACCCGAACAAAACGCCAACCCAGCCAAUCCAUUCAGGCAACAAGAACCACAACAGAUGCAACAACCCAGCGGGCCGACGGUGCGUAAUCCCUUCAGGCAAGGCUUCUAAGCAUCCAGACCUCAACACAGUGAAACAAAAAUAGUGCUUCUUAAAUAACAAUUCUAAUAACCAAAAAUGUGUUAAGUUAUUAUCUUUAAUUCUAUUCAAUUUUAAAUCUUCAAAGUGUACAUAAAUUGAUAUCAUCACACCGGUUGUUCCUUCAAUUUCAAGAAAACUACACCAACGCAUGGAAAGAAGAAAUGGCACUGUAAAUAUUUUUAAGUUUGUUGACGCAACAAAUUUUACGAGUGUUAAUUUUGCAAAGGAUUUUAACAAGUGAGGUUUAACGCUUCUGUUUAAUUACUUGAUUUUAGUUUUUGUUUUGUUACUUUUUACUAUAAGCAUAGUGAGUAAGUCUAGUAACUAAGCAUAUCCUUAAAAUAUAUAUCAAUCUCGACGCAGAAUCGACUCUUCUGCGCUCAACAUAUCAACCGAGUGGCAGGGAUCGACGCCGAGAGAAAUAUAUAUCAACUGAGAUCGCAUACAUAUCAGAGCCGCUAACGCGCUGUGGCGCGGCGAGUGUGUGCGCUAUUGCGCAUGCGCACACGCGUCACUCGCGGGCUCGCUUGUUAUCGAAACAUAUCAUAAGUGUACAAGGUGAUAGGCCCUUUGAUUGGCCACAAAACAUAGGAUCAUAGGCAUAUUUUAGCAAAAAAAUUACACUAAAUAAACAAAGCGUUAAAUAUUUAUAACAAACAUAUAUAAAUAUUUAAUGUACGCGUUUAACGAAGAAAUAUUAAAUAUAAAUGAAUCUAUUUACGGACAUAUCUAUAUAUAUACAUAUAUAAAUAUAUACAUAAAAUAUAUAUAAAUGAUUUAAUUUCAUUUAUAGAAAAUAACUUAUAGGUUAGGUUAGGUUAAGUCGACGAUGUUAAGUGUUACAAAAUGUUAUUCCUUUACGAUUUACGCGAUAUCAAAUGUUAGUUGAUUGUUUUCGUUGUUUUAGUGGAGAAAAUUUGACGCAGUGUCAAAAUAAACAAUUUUUCGGUUUUUUUUCAGUGCGUUUUUCUCUCGACUCGAUAGUGUGUCAAUUUUCAUAGGAUGUAUAAUUAUAUUACGGUAGAUGUUUAAAGAAACCAAGAAAACAAAAAACAAAAAUAUGUAAACCGUUUCUAAAUUUAAAACUAACCUAGAAGCAACAUUUUGAUCAUCCUUGGCGUAUAUUUAUAUACAGUAUGGUCGAAGAUUAUUCGAAUUAAUUUUUGCUUUGAAUAACAAACGAAUGCAUUCAGUUGAAAGGUUGAAAUCUCCGGAAAAUGCUCACUGUAUAGUUGUUGUUACUAAUGUUUAGGUACAAUUAGGUACACACAACACGGGUAGACAAAAACUACCCCUAAAGUUAAGUGUAAUUAAAAACAAUAAAACAAAACGCGUAUAAGUGUGAGUAUGUAAUGAACAUCAUCACACAUUAUACUCUAUAACCGCUUGCUUCUAUUUUGCAAAGUUUAAUUAUUGUAAUGUAUGCAAUGUAUGCAACCCAAAUUGAUUGAAUACUUUUGAGUUGUUUUUGUGUGUAUGCUUCUUUCAGUGUUUUACUCGUUUGCGACGUGCAAUACACAGCGUUAGUGUUAUUUCUAAAUGAACAAAAUAUUUAAAAGACGGCGCCCUGUACUUCAAUAUUAAUUCAUUAAGAUGAUUAACAUAUUAUAAAAAAUCAGAAAUACAAUUACUUAUAUUACAAAUGUAUUUGUUAUUCGGUAGAAAACAAAUGAAACAAGAAAAUAAUAAAAAAAAAACGAAACGAAGAUAUUAAUUAAAACUAAUGUAAAAACAAAACAAAACAAGAAAACGCGGACAUGUUUAUAGAUGCUCCACAUUGUUCCUGAUUGCAUUGCGUAAUUAUGUGAUUAAUGUCUGAAUGUAAUGAUGAAUGUAUAUGGAAUGCUUGAAUUGAAUUGAGUGUCUGUUGACUAUUUCUAAUUCUUCUACACGUAAAUCUAACCUCUAAACUGUUUAUGUAGCUGUGUUUAAGAUAGGCAACCAGUUAUACUCUACAUGCUUCGUCUACUAUGAUUUGCGAAUGCUAUCGAUGUAUUUUUCACUGUUCGUCAGUUGUUUCACUGUUAUUAUAUCCACUAGUGUACAAAGUUGUAAAUUAUAACCUACAAAAUGAAACAGUUAGCCUUCUGAAUACUCAUUACAAAUAAAAAACAAAUUCUCUGGAUAUCUAUAAGCAGUUAUCGAGUAACUUUACAUAAUAAUUAUAUUAAAUAAACUAAAAUACAAGUAAUUUACGCGUAAUACAUACAAUUAGGUGUUUAUAAGUGUACAGUCGUGUAAAAUCAGCUAGAUGUAAGGUUGACAUAACCUCAAACAAGCUCUUCUCUAAUGUCGCACACUGACACUCAAUGAAGCAAUAAUAUUUGCUUUUUUUUUCUUUGUUAUUUUUCCCUGAUUAUUAAAUAUUAAUAAUAAAUUCGUUGAUUUGUAAUGGAGGAGAGUGAAUAGUCGAAAAUAAAUGCCUUUCGUUUUGAUCUUGUUUGACGAGCAGUCGUCGUAAGUGAAACCCGCACACAUCGAAUAUUAUCUCUAACGUUUAAGGCGUUUAAAUAGACUCUACUCUAGGACCUAUGACAUAAGCGUAAUUAUUUCAAUGAUUUGCGUUCGUUUCGGACAAGUGGUGCCUAUUCUCAGAAGUCUAGCAAAACGUGCAUACAGCCGAUUGACAGUUUAGUUAAAAUACAAAAUAUUAGUAACAAUAUAGAUGAAAUGGUGAAACAAAUGCGAACACAGUGUAAUUAAUAAUAAGUGAAGUGUAUUUACUGUAAAAUUAUUGUAAAAUCUACUCACGCAACUACAGAAAAUAGAUUUUGUUAAAAUGAGGUUAUGAUUGUAUAAUUUUGACAGAUGACAGUUGUCGAUGUCUAUUUCUUCCAAGAUUAACAAUCGUCUACGUGUGUUUCUGUACAAAGCGACUUUAACACUGGAUUUUAUUUUUCGAUGUAGAGAUGGAUUCAAAUAUUCAAAUAUCAAAUGUCAAAACAAGUGUCUACAGAAUUCUGAAUUCGAAACGAAACGAAACAUAUCGACAUCACUUCUAGCCAAAUGAGAUUCACAAGCAAUUUGAAACAAUUAAUUAAAAAUUAUGUAAACCACUGAGGAAAUUAAAUAAAUUCAAAUUCAACAAGAAUGAUGAAUAAAAAGUUAAGAAAAAUGGUAAUUUAAAUGAAAUGUAAAAACAAAAAUUGCUAAAAAUUAAAAAUUGAAACAAAACGUAAAAGAAAAAUAUUAGAAUGUUGUUGUUGUAUAUCUAUAUACAUAUAUAAAUAAAGACAAUGAUAAAAUU
Dalotia coriaria is the source of this 5305-nucleotide messenger RNA. It is a transcript of the gene VAChT, whose product is annotated as Vesicular acetylcholine transporter. Gene Ontology annotation, cellular component: membrane; AP-1 adaptor complex; AP-2 adaptor complex. Gene Ontology annotation, molecular function: acetylcholine transmembrane transporter activity; xenobiotic transmembrane transporter activity. The record is from RefSeq and is a predicted model, not a curated record. The coding region runs from base 295 to 2028 and encodes 577 amino acids. NCBI's taxonomy places the organism in Eukaryota, Metazoa, Arthropoda, Insecta, Coleoptera, Staphylinidae. The transcript is spliced from 2 exons. Gene Ontology annotation, biological process: xenobiotic transport; chemical synaptic transmission; transmembrane transport.